Trichoderma aggressivum f. europaeum is the source of this 1290-nucleotide messenger RNA. RefSeq lists its product as uncharacterized. Gene Ontology annotation, biological process: vesicle fusion; intracellular protein transport; exocytosis. Gene Ontology annotation, cellular component: SNARE complex; plasma membrane; endomembrane system. Lineage: Eukaryota; Fungi; Ascomycota; Sordariomycetes; Hypocreales; Hypocreaceae. The record is from RefSeq and is a predicted model, not a curated record. The coding region runs from base 1 to 1290 and encodes 429 amino acids. Gene Ontology annotation, molecular function: SNAP receptor activity; SNARE binding. The transcript has 6 exons.
AUGGAUUUGAGGAAGAUACAGAUUGACAUGGUUCACGGCCAUGACUUUGAUGCGCAUCGAUUGGCGGGCGCUUGGGCCACUGCAGCUGCUCUAUUUGGCCCUGCAAAGGGCCCUGUGGAGCUGUCAAACGACCGCGCUGACAAAGGCUCCGCCGUUCCGCAGCAAAAGGAUGGACCCGACCUUGCUUUUUCGUUCAAGGACACGCCGGAAUUCUCCAGCCUCGGGUCGCCGAUUGCCGUCCUGAACCUCUUUUCUCCUCCUCCACCUCCGCACAACCCGAAGCAGCUUCGCAUGUCGGGGCAGAAUCCUUAUUCGCAAGGCCCUAACCAGGAGUCUGGCUACGGCGGCGGCGGCUAUGGUCAGCUGAACCCAUAUGCCACCAACACCAGCGACAACGCUUCGCCGUACAACACCGGCAACAACUAUGAGCUGCAGGACUACAACAACCAGGGCGCCGCCGGCAAUGGCUACUCCCAGGAGCAGGGCUCCCGGCCUUCCGUCCUGUCGCAGCAAGACUUCCUCAGCCGCGUGCAGAGCCUGCGCAACGACAUCAAGGCCCUGACUGGCGACAUUGACUUCAUUGGACAGCUGCACCAGCGCACGCUCAGCGCUACUGACCAGGAUGCGAACGAGCAGCUGGAGCACUACGUUACGCAGACGCAAGUCCGCAACACCGCCAUCAAGGACGGCAUCAAGGGCCUCGAGCGCGACCUGCUCAAGACAACAGACGCCUCUCGCACCACCAAGCAGACCCAGCUCGAGUCGCUCAAGACCUUUUUCAAGUCCGAGCUCGACAAGUACCAGAGCAUUGAGCGCGAUUACCAGGCGCGCUACCGGGAGCAGAUUGCGAGACAGUACCGCAUCGUGAACCCGGGAGCGUCGGACGACGAGGUGCGACAGGCCACAGAGGUUGACUGGAGCAAUGAGGGUGUUUUCCAGACAGCUCUUCGCUCCAACAAAGCUGGCCACGCUUCCUCCGUGCUUGGCAAUGUGCGUGCUCGCCACAAUGAGCUCCAGCGCAUCGAGCAGACCCUCUCCGAGCUCGCCCUCCUCUUCCAGGAACUUGCUGCCAUGGUCGAGCAGCAGGAGAACGUGGUUGUUGCCGCCGAGGUGAACGCCGAGAACACAGUCCAGAACAUCGAGAAGGGCAACGAGCAAGUCAGCCAGGGUAUCGAGCAUGCCCGCCGCACCCGCCGCCUCAAAUGGUGGUGCGCCUUCAUCGUCUUCCUCAUCGUCCUCGCCAUCGCUCUCGGUGUUGGUCUCGGUGUGGCUUUGACCAAGAAAAAUUAA